AUGGGUGCUCGACUGUUGACUGCGGUCGGUGCCUUGACGUUGGUUGUGGCAUUCGCCCUCCUCAUUGUCACCUGCGCGUCCAUUCCAAACACCAGCUUGCCUCUCUUCACUGUGGGUGCUCACGACGAUCGUAGAGGAGCGACUGGCGGAGAGAUCAGAGUGCAAUUCGGGCUCUGGGGCUGGUGUCAAUAUACGAGUGAAGUAUGGGGAACGCACCCGGAAGGCUGUGUCAAAGGCAACGGCACAUCAGGCUACAACCCCGCCGUGGUCAUGCGAGGCCUCAAUGAGGAUUUCCCUUCCUUUAACACAGCUGGCAGCGCGCGAGACUUGACGCUGGGAUUCGUCCUUCCGGCUGUUGCAAUAGCGACGACUGGUGUGGCGAUUAUCCUGGCGAUAGCAUGGCUGAUCAAACGCAAUCGAAUCAUCUAUAUCGCCAUCUUCACUUUAUCCGUCUUGUCUUUCAUCUUUACCAUCGCCGCUGUGGGCUGCGUGUUUGGAUUUUGCGAAAAGAUACGAAGAGGCACGCCGGCACGGACUCUUGUGUGGGUGGGUAGCUCUCAGGGCAGAACAGCGACGUUCUGGGAUUUGAAAACGUCCUAUGGGCCUUGCGUUGUCACCCUAGCCCUUGCGUGUGGUGUUCUUCUAGUCGCUGCGAUCAUACUAUUCUUUGCAUGGCUCGCCUCGAAGCGAGAGGGCCGAAGGACGUGGAGCGAGGGGACCGCCGAGAAGCAUCACGUCUCGCAUUCAGAGGUUGCUCCAUCAAGUUCAGCGCAUUGA
Messenger RNA from Colletotrichum aenigma, 777 nucleotides. RefSeq lists its product as uncharacterized. The coding region runs from base 1 to 777 and encodes 258 amino acids. The transcript is spliced from 2 exons. The record is from RefSeq and is a predicted model, not a curated record. Gene Ontology annotation, cellular component: plasma membrane. NCBI's taxonomy places the organism in Eukaryota, Fungi, Ascomycota, Sordariomycetes, Glomerellales, Glomerellaceae.